CAUCGACACAGAGACACCAUGCUUUCUGCAGCUCUGUUCUACCUUGUAGCUGUGAUUUGUUCAGCAACAUGGACACACGCUCUCCCCCUUUACCCUGAGUCCAGCCUGGAGCCACAGACAGAUUUCAUUCAGAAACUAGUUUCAGAAGUGGAGGACGGCACCAAUGCUGCAGAAGGCGAACAGAGAGAUGUGAAUAAUAUUUAUCCCCUACUGGUGCAUCACAAUGGAGGGAGGGACUCGUGGAAUAAAGGGGUGAAAGAUUCAGCACAACAGGAUAAGUUUGCAAACAUGGUCGAGGAGCUGAAAGAAGUUGUACUGAAAUUGGCUGCCGCUGAGAAGCUUCGGUCGCAGGGUUUCCUCAGAUCAGAGCAGAGCCUCCCGAAAACGAACAAAAGAGGUGCGUGA
Molecule: messenger RNA, 405 nt
Organism: Neolamprologus brichardi
Lineage: Eukaryota; Metazoa; Chordata; Actinopteri; Cichliformes; Cichlidae
Source: RefSeq, a predicted model, not a curated record